AUGGACAUGAUUUCAUCAGCAAAAUGGGUAUCUGAUUUGGAGAUGGAGGAUCCUACUUUUAUCCAUCAAUAUGAAAUGAACUCUCUGGACUACUCACUUGAUGAUCUCAAUUUCCAGUCUUUUUCUUCUGAGAGCUACUCGUCUUACCCAAAUUUCACCCCUAAAGCCACACACAACUUCAACAACGCAUCCAUCGAAACUCCUCAUCAGGCCGGCACUCACGAUAGGCCAGCAAAACAGCCUAAGAACCACACUACUUGGAACCCUUGCACUACUGACCACACAUUUAUGGCCAAGGCUGCUUCUUCUUCCUCCUCACAUCUAAUUUCUUUUGAUAACUCCAACUCAUCACCCCCAACCAGUUCUCAGCAGUUCUAUGGUACUCUAGACAACACAAUGAAACCAAAGAAUGAGGUGGAAUAUUCCAAUGGGAAAUUGAACCUUACAACUUUGAUUUCCCAAGGUUCCUAUGACCCCCAAACUUGUUCACCGAGACAUGGACAAGGGAUCAAGAGGGCAGCUACAGUCACUAGGAGUCCUUUACAUGCUCAAGAUCAUGUUCUCGCUGAGAGAAAGCGCAGAGAAAAACUCAGCCAGCGGUUCAUAGCUCUAUCUGCCUUAGUUCCAGGCUUAAAGAAGAUGGACAAAGCUUCAGUCCUUGGAGAUGCGAUCAAGUACGUGAAGCAUCUUCAAGAACGUACGAAGAUGCUGGAGGAACAAGCGGUUAAGAAAACCGUAGAAGCAGUGGUGUUUGUGAAGAGGACUCAGUACUCUGCAGAUGAUGAUAUAUCUUCAUCGGAUGAGAACUUUGAGAGCUGCUCCGACCAGCCACUCCCCGAAAUUGAAGCAAGGGUGUCAGACAAGGAGGUUCUCAUACGAGUCCAUUGUGAGAAAACCAAAGGAUGUUUGGCAAAAAUACUAAGCGAAAUAGAGAGCCUUGAUCUCACCAUUGUUAACAGCAGUGUCUUGCCCUUUUGCAAUUCAACUCUUGAUAUCACUGUAAUUGCUCAGAUGGACGCUGAAUUCAGCAUGACAGUGAAGGAUCUUGUGAAAAACCUGAGACAGUCAUUGCUCAAGUUUGUGUGA
This is a messenger RNA of Prunus armeniaca (apricot), 1086 nucleotides long. NCBI's taxonomy places the organism in Eukaryota, Viridiplantae, Streptophyta, Magnoliopsida, Rosales, Rosaceae. The record is from the annotation of a GenBank genome assembly.